Molecule: messenger RNA, 1014 nt
Organism: Entamoeba nuttalli P19
Lineage: Eukaryota; Evosea; Mastigamoebida; Endamoebidae
Product: DnaJ domain containing protein
Exons: 1
Coding region: 1-1014 (337 amino acids)
Cellular component (GO): cytoplasm
Molecular function (GO): nucleic acid binding; zinc ion binding
Source: RefSeq, a predicted model, not a curated record
AUGUCAAAACAAAGAAGGGAUUAUUAUGAAGUUCUUGGAGUUGACUCAACUGCUACCGAUGAAGAAAUUAAAAAGGCAUACCGAAAAUUAGCACUAAAAUUACAUCCUGAUAAACUAAUUGAUGUUGAUCCUGAGGAAGCACAAAAAAAUUUUCAAGAAUUAGUUGCUGCAUAUGGAGUAUUGAAAGAUCCUAAUGAACGACAAUGGUAUGACCAACACCGUGAUUUGAUAUUAGCAGGAUUAAAUAGAGCAGAUGAAACAGUAAUUAACUUGUAUGAAUAUUUUAACAGCGAUUGCUUUGAUGAGUAUGAUGAAAGUGAAAAUGGGUUUUAUACAAUUUAUAAUAAUUUAUUUAACUCAAUUCUUGAAGAGGAAGGUGGAGGAAAAAAAUUAAUGUCAUUUGGAACAAGUAAAAGUACAAUUCAAGAAGUUAAAGGGUUUUAUGAAGAGUGGACUCAUUUUAAAUGUCAAUUAGAAUUUUGGAACAAAAUGCCAAAUGAACUUUCUGAAGCACCAAAUAGAACAGUUAGAAGAAUGUGGGAAAAAGAAAAUCAAAAAAUCAAGGAAAAACUCCGUUCAGAACGAACACAAAACAUAAGACAACUUGUUAAUUUUGUUCAACGAAUGGAUCCACGAUGGGAAUUAGUCAAAGCUGAAUUAAUAAGAAGAAAAGAAGAACGUGAAAAACAAAUAGAAUUGAAAGAAGCUGAACGUAAAAGAAGAGAAGAGGAAAUGAAAAGAAAACAAGAAUUAAUUGGAGAACAAUUUGAAAUUUCACAAGAAGAAGCAGCUGAGAUUGAACGUAUUUCAAGGUAUUAUUCAGGAAAUAAUACUGACAUUGAUCAAAAUCAAAAUGAUAUACAAGAUGACCAAAUAGAAGAAGUUACUGAAUGGUGUUGUGUAGUUUGUGAAAAAACCUUUAAAAGUGAAAAUCAAUUAAAAAGUCAUGAAAAUAGUAAAAAACAUAAAAUGGCAGUUAAGUUAUUAAAGAAACAAAUGCAACAAUUUAAUUAA